AUAAAUAACAACAAAUAGUCCAUUCUUAUCUACGGGCAGCGAGCAGUUUAUAACAGUUUUCAGAAUUGAAUUAUCAACAAUAUCCAAGGAGUUAUUAAAUAAAAUAAUUUAUAGCAUUCCAAGGGGUUCUCAAAAUUGUCUAUGACUAUACCUGUAGCUGUUAUACCAAUAGUUCUAGCCAAUAGCCACAAAGAAUAACAACAUAAUAUAGUGUUUCAUUUACCUAUUUCUUUUAUACCUUUUUUCGUGUUACCCAUGAAACGAAAAAUAUUUUAAUAUUAUAACAGAUAAAAUUAUACCAAAAUAGAACAUAUUAUAAUUUAUCACUUAUGUUUAUGUAUCUAUUUAAUUUUAUACGGUUUUCAAUAUUUUUUGUUAUCAUUUAUAAAUUGUAUUGACACACAUUAUUCAAUUAUUGUGUUGAAAUACGUAUACUUUGUGCUUUGCUUUUUUUUAUUGUGAUUUAUUUCACAAAUCCAAAUUACCGCAAUGUCCAAAAAGCUAUCGAAUGAAGAAAUAGCUCGAGAACUAGAUGAAUAUAUUGCUAAUUCUGAAUCUGAAGAUGAAUUAUACGAUUUUGAUCUAGCUAAUGAUGAUUCUGAUCCUAGUUUUUAUCAAUCGAGACCAGUUGAUAAUAAUUUUAUUUUGAUAAAUUCUAAUACAAACUCACAGUCAAAUGCUAAUGGUGUAUAUAAUUCUAAUCAAGUGCAAUAUAACACACCUACUGAGAUUAGCCAACACGAUUUACAAGCCUCUGGUCUAUUACAUGAUGACCAAUAUUUAUUCAAAGAUGUUGAUAUUGAUGAAGCUCUGGAAAAUUUUGAAACUGAUUUCCAAGACUAUUUUUCACAGAAUGAGUCUUUUCAGUCUCCUUCUUCAAGUAUUACACUACAGUCAAGAGCAUCUUCAGAUGCAUUUUCAUCUAACAUCCAUAGACCCUCAAGAUCAUCUAAAGCUCCUAAAGCAAUCAAGACAUUAAAAUGGAAAAAAAAUGCAAAUAAGUUUCAACCAAAAAUUCAUAAAUUUAACUCAAUCAAUAGUGGUGUUCAAUGUGAAGAGUUUGAUUUAAAUGAAGCCUCACCUGUUAUAGAUUAUUUAGAAGCAUUUAUUACAAAUGAUUUGAUUGGAAAAAUUGUUUUUGAGACUAACAGGUACGCUCAGGAGCAACCGAUUAUUUCAGAACAUUCAAGAAUGGUUUAUUGGAAAGAUACAAGUAUGGAAGAAUUAUACAUAUUUUUAGGAGUCACUAUUUUAAUGGCUAGGAACAAAAAGUUAGAUAUGCAUGAAUAUUGGUCAACUAAUGAAUUAUUACGUCAGGAUAUUUUUGGUAAAUGUAAGAGUAGAGACAGAUAUUUACUUAUCUUGCGUUGUAUUCACUUCUGCGACAAUAGUCAACAAAUCAAAGGAGAUAGGCUCUACAAAAUUAAAAUGGUUUUGACUGAAGUAAGAAAGAAUUUCAAAGAUGCUAUGAUUCCUUUUUCAAAUCUGGCCAUUGAUGAGAGCUUACUUUUGUGGAAAGGGCGUCUGUCAUUUAAACAAUAUAUCAAAAGUAAAAGACAUAGAUUUGGUAUCAAGCUUUAUGUAAUAUGUGACUGUGAAACUGAUUUUAUUCUGAACUUUAUUGUGUAUACAGGAGCUACUGUAUACAAAGAUCCAUUAGAAGACAUACUUGGUAGAUCUGGUGUUAUCGUAAAAGAUCUAAUGAAGCCAUAUUUAAACAAAGGUUAUUCAUUAUUCACAGAUAAUUUUUAUACCUCACCACAAUUAUCUAUGUAUUUACAUAAAAGAAAAACAAACACAUGUGGUACUGUUAGAAAAAAUCGUAAACUGAUGCCAACUAUUGAAGGUAAGCUAAAAUUAGGUGAACGAGAAGCUCGGUGCACUGACAAACUUUUAGCGAUUCAUUGGAAGGACCGUCGUGACGUAUACAUGUUAACAUCUAUGAAUACAAAUGAAAUGGUAGACACAAAAAAGAUAGAUAGGAAAACAGGAAAAAAAUAUCUUAAGCCAAAAUGUGUAGUUAGUUACAACAAAAAUAUGGGUGCAAUAGACAAGACAGAUAUGUUAUUGAGUUCUACCGAAUGUGUUAGGCGUACAUUGAAAUGGUACAAAAAACUAUUUUUUCAUAUUAUUGAUAUGAGUAUGCUAAAUGCAUAUUCAGCCUAUAAAACAGUUACAGGUAAGCAUAUUUCAUUAGCUGACUUUCAGCUAACUUUGAUUAAUGAAAUAUUACAAAAAUACAAAUCCAGUGUGAAAACAACUCCAAGUAAAGGUAAAAAAAUAAUAAGUACAGACAGCCGUUUAAGUGAAAGACAUUUUCCAGAUUUAAUACCACAAACAUCAAGUAAAAAACAAAGGAGAAAAUGCUUUGUUUGCAGCCACAAGACUGAGGGGAAAAAAAGAACAGAUACAUUAUAUCAAUGCAAUGAGUGCAAUUUUUUUCAAUCAUUAAAUUUUAUAGAAUUUGGUUUAUUUAUACAUAAUAUUACUCAAUCACCGUAUCAUCGCAUAGCUCUUGCACAUUUUGAGAACCACCGGUAAUGAAUAAGAAAACUUGCUAUAACUUGGUAAGUUUUGAUCAAAAAAUUUUUUUUCUAAUUUUAAAAACUUCAGAGUGUAUAGAUUUAUCAAUAUUAGGUGAUAAAAUAAUUAAAUUAAUUUAUCAAAUUUGGUCAGCACAGGACCGUUACAUUCAAUUUUAGCCUUCAGCA
Myzus persicae (green peach aphid) is the source of this 2711-nucleotide messenger RNA. RefSeq names its product piggyBac transposable element-derived protein 4-like. The transcript is spliced from 6 exons. The record is from RefSeq and is a predicted model, not a curated record. The coding region runs from base 490 to 2541 and encodes 683 amino acids. NCBI's taxonomy places the organism in Eukaryota, Metazoa, Arthropoda, Insecta, Hemiptera, Aphididae.